Molecule: messenger RNA, 531 nt
Organism: Kuraishia capsulata CBS 1993
Lineage: Eukaryota; Fungi; Ascomycota; Pichiomycetes; Pichiales; Pichiaceae
Exons: 2
Coding region: 1-531 (176 amino acids)
Biological process (GO): DNA-templated transcription
Source: RefSeq, a predicted model, not a curated record
AUGCUCUACAAUCCGAAUAGAGCUAUGGUGAAUUUGAGAGACAGAGCAAAGAGGUACCAUUCCAAGAAGGAAACACCAAGUGAAGGGCCCGCUGACAAUGUGGCUGAUGUUUGGAAUACGACUCGAAAAGCCUGUGUGGCAAAAAUAACAGAAAUUUUGGAAAAUGCCGCAUUAGCCAAAUCUUACGAAGGAGCCCUAUACCAGAAAAAUCAUAACAGCCUAGAACAAUAUAGGACUAGCUUUAGAAAGGACGUGAUAGCAUUGCGGAACUCAAAAACGGGAUUCCGCGAGGCGAUUAAAAACAAAGAGAUUACACCGGAACAGUUUGCAUUGUUAAAACCGGAAGAACUGUUUUCGAAAGAGCAGAAACUCGAGAAUGAAAAACUGAAGGAUCAAGAGUUGCAGGCAGCUAUCAGCACUGAGACGAAAGCUCUUCCAAAGAAUAUAAAUGCUCUCAAAGACUCGGUGGUUAGUGAGAAAUGGGGCAUAUCGACAAGUGCGGCUGCAAUUGAUGAUUUUGAAGAGGAAUGA